Messenger RNA from Acaromyces ingoldii, 2611 nucleotides. Its product is annotated as DEAD-domain-containing protein. The transcript has a single exon. Gene Ontology annotation, molecular function: nucleic acid binding; ATP binding. NCBI's taxonomy places the organism in Eukaryota, Fungi, Basidiomycota, Exobasidiomycetes, Exobasidiales, Cryptobasidiaceae. Gene Ontology annotation, cellular component: mitochondrion. The record is from RefSeq and is a predicted model, not a curated record. The coding region runs from base 71 to 2440 and encodes 789 amino acids.
GGAAGAGGUUAUUCCCCAUCUUCACUCUCACGUAAGUGUCGAGGAAGACACAAGCAGCCUAGAAGAGAAGAUGCUCGCCCUUCGACAGCUGGCUCGCGCCAGCGGAAGACUUGGAAGGGCCUCUGCGGCGGCGCCUUUGGCUGUGUCGGUUCGCGGACCGGCAAGAGCAUCCCAGUUGCUCGGAAGGUUGCAUCAUCUCGAUUCGUACACGACUGGCCACCAUGCUUCCUUCAAGACCAGCGCCAGUCAGAUGCAAGCAGUCGUCAAGGAGGCAGAGGCGGAAGCAGUGAACAGAGAAGUGGCGCGUGAGCCUAUCGGAGAAGGCAGCGCUGAGGCAGCGAGCACAGAGAAGCCGCCCAAGGACGAGUCGUUUGCUUCGCUCAAGCCCUACAUCUCCUAUCCGACCUGGAAGGCCCUGACGGUGAAGCCAUUUGGCUACAAGACAAUGUCGGACGUUCAGACGCGUGUUUUGCACCUCUUACCGGAACUGGCAGAUACCAAGGCCACGCAGGAGCAGGGACGGCACGACCUCUUGGUCAAGGCGAGGACAGGAACGGGAAAGACGCUGGCCUUUCUGGUGCCGGCCAUCGAGGCGAGACUCAAGGCACACAAGGGUGUGCUCAAGGGAGAGUUCACGGAACCGUUUGCCGAGAUGCUCAAGAAGAACAGACCCGACUUGAGUUUCGAGGCACUGGACAAGCACGGAAGGACCCGACUCGGUCAGCAGUUCCUCAACAACACCGUCGGCACCCUCGUCAUCUCACCCACCCGUGAGCUGGCGACGCAGAUCGCAACUGAGGCUACAAAGCUGCAUGAGCACCACGACGGCCUUUCCGUCCAGCUCCUCGUUGGUGGCGCGUCUCGCAUGGGUCAGCUGCGGCAGUGGAAGAAGACGAGGCCGGACGUCGUUGUGGCCACCCCAGGCCGCAUCAUGGAUCUCGCCCGAGAGGAAUCCGUCGUCCGCAACGCUCUGUCUGGGUGUCAGACGCUGAUUCUCGACGAGGCCGACACGCUGCUGGAGAUGGGCUUCCGCGACGACAUCCAGUCCAUCAUUUCCCACAUUCCCACCAAGGAGGACCGCUUGACGAUGCUCUUCAGUGCCACCGUCUCUCGCGACAUCCGCGCCAUUGCCAGGCAGACUCUCGACAAGAACCACGCAUUCAUCGACUGCGUCCCCGAGGGCGAGGACAAUGUUCACAAGCACAUUCCCCAGUUUGCGACGGUGCUGUCCUCGGCAGCCGACCAGAUUCGCCACCUCAUCCGCGUCAUCGCCCAUGACCAGCUCUCCAACCCUGGUCGAUCGAAGAUCAUCAUCUUUGCGCCCACGACAAAGCUGACGCAGAUGCUCAGCCAGGUCCUCUCGCACAGGUCCAUCAAGGCUUGCCUCCCUGCUUCUUCGACUCGGAUGUAUGAGAUCCACUCGAAGAAGGACCAGAACCAGCGAUUCCGAACCAGUGACAUGUUCCGCAAGGACCCGACGGGUGCCUCUGUGCUUGUCACGAGCGACGUGAGCGCAAGGGGUGUCGACUACCCCGGCACUACACGCGUCAUCCAGGUCGGCUCAGCCGUCAGCACCGACCAGUACAUUCACCGCAUCGGCAGGACUGGUCGAGCAGGAAAGACGGGCCGGGCAGACAUCAUCCUGCAACCGUUUGAGGCCGGCUUUGCCGCUUCGUCGCUCAGGGAUCUGCCUGUUCAGGACAUCUCGACGGACGCCUUCAAGACCGAACUCGCCGAGCUUGCCACAAGAUUUGACGAGGACCCGACGAGCGUUGUUCCCUCGGAGAUUUGGAAUGCGAUGCAGCAGGCUCCUGCCCAUGAUCGUCAGCGCGAGAGGUCGUCGACGAGGGGUAAAAAGUCUUCGCGAGCACCCUAUGCCAGCGCGGACUCGGGGUCGCCCAAUCGACCGUCCAAGUUCCAAGAGGAACUGACGGCGAAGCUCGCAGACGAGAAGAUCGAUGGUGCCAUCGAAGAAGCCCUGGCUGGCCUGGAGGAAGAGACAGUGUCGGAGGUGUUUGCCUCGCUGCUGGGCUACUAUGCCAGCCGGACGGACGAACUGCGGACGACAAAGAGCGCCAUGGUGGAUGGUGUCAAGCAGUGGGCCGUCGAAGCCGGUGGUCUCAACGAGCCACCGUACGUGAGCGCCGCAUUCCUCUCGAAGCUCGGCAUCAGGCUCGAGCAACGUAGGUCUGGCUCGCGCUUUGGCAACUUUGGCGGUGACAGGGCAGGAAAGCCAUGGGAAGGUCGCAAUGGCAAGCGGUUGGGAGGCUUUGAAAGCUCCAGGGGAAGGGGUGGCUAUGAAAGCUCCAGGGGAAGGGGCGGCUAUGAAAGCUCCAGGGGAGGAGCCGGCGGCUUCAAGAGUCGAGGCUUUGACGACUCCGGAGGAGAGGGCGGAUUCAGGGGUCGAGCCAAGUCCGACUCGCGGGACAAUUGGGCAUGAUUGCCAUCCACUCUUUUACACGCCUACGCGGGCGGGCGCGCAGAGAGAGAGAUUGAUUGUCCUCUGCUGCUGUAGCCCUCCUUUGAACAUCACCACUUCCACCAGCUUCCUCUUGCUAUUCCAACCUGUACUUUUAGGCGCCGUUGUCAAUCACUAUGAAAUUACUGCAGC